Molecule: messenger RNA, 2962 nt
Organism: [Torrubiella] hemipterigena
Lineage: Eukaryota; Fungi; Ascomycota; Sordariomycetes; Hypocreales; Clavicipitaceae
Source: the annotation of a GenBank genome assembly
ACGACUCACUUGCAUCUCAUCUCAUCGAUUGCAAUCCCUGCUAGCCUGGAUUUUGCUUUGAUUAAAAUCUUCCCCUUCUCUUUCUUCGCCCCUAAACUACUUACACUGGAUAUAACCUAUACAACCGCAUCGGCUCGCCAUCUCAACGUUUUCUGCUUGCAGCCACAUGGUCUAAACACACAGCAACACAACGACCAUCAUCAGAGUCUGCAACCAUGGCAACGCUGACUGAUAGAACAGUAUCAUCGACUCACAGAAUACAAGAUGACUCAACAGAGGCUUCAAAAGAUGCCCCUGAGCUGAUUCACAGCCUCAAGCACAACAGUACGGUCUUGGCUCUCGCCGUCAGCCCGCAGCACGGCUCUAUUUUUGCUGGUACUCAAGAUGGCGAGAUUGUGGUCUGGUCGCUGUCGACCUUUCACAAGAUGGCUCAAAUUCAGGCACACAAGAGAAGUGUUCUAUCAUUGUUUUUAUCCAACGACUCAUCGCUUCUCUUGUCCAGCGCUGGAGACGCCAUCAUCAAUGUCUGGUGCCCAAAGACACUCCGAAGACUCUACGAAAUCUACGGCUCUCAUGAUGUCGGCGAUAUAUUCUGUACAGCUUAUAGCUCACAACACGACACAGUGUAUCUUGGCGCCCAGAAUGCAUCCAUUCAAUGGGUGAAGUUGGACGACCCAUCUACGAGAGUAACCCAUGGCUCAGAGAGACACCCCGAUAAGAGAAGUCAUAAGUUUUUCGACUCAAAAGCUAUUGGAGGCGGAAGCACUCCCCGACGAAAUGAAGAUCGUUGGUCCCUAAUCCCCAGAGCCAAUACAGUGCUCGAAAUGGACAGCUCAGCGAUCCAAAACUUUGCUCACAACGGCUACGUCUUCUGUAUGCUAAUGGCAAAAGGUCCGACUGUAGAAGUUGACGAGGAUGAUGAUGUCCUCAUCUCUGGAGCGGGAGAUGGUACUAUUAAACUCUGGGAGCUCGGACAAGGUAGCCGAGAUGGCCUCGAUGAAGGCGAGCCUGACCGUGGCGGCAUUGAAGAAAUCAUGACGCUAGGAACAGACGAUGGUGAGUCUAUCCUCUCGUUAGCCUUGGAUGGAUCUUUCUUGUAUGCCGGAAAAUUGGAUGGAGUCGUCGAGCUCUGGGACUUGGACACGGCGCAGCGUCUUCGAUCUAUCAAAUCUCACGACUAUGAUAUUAUGUCCUUGCAAAUGGGAUGGGGUUAUUUAUGGACAGCCUCAAGCAGUGGUUGGGCUAGUCAAUUCAGCACCGCCCAUUAUGGAAAAUAUCAACAAGCAUCUGGCAAUGUCGCCCAAAAGUACCAGUGCCUCAGUAACUGGAAAGCCCAUAACGGCAAGAUCUUAGCUUCUGCAACUACCACCUUCAAAGAUCAACAGUACUACAUCACUGGAGCCAAUGACGAAGAAAUUGGCAUCUGGGCAAUCAAGGACUCUGCCAAGACAACUACUGAAUCCAAUAAGGAUUCCGACGACUUGCUACUGAACUCCUUGGCUGAUUUUGUUUCCUACAAAACCGUCUCGUCCAAACCGGAAUACUCGGAGGACUGCCGCAAAGGUGCUACAUUUUUGGGCUCAUUAUUCAAAAGACUGGGCGGCGAUGUGGAAAUGCUAAACACUGACAACGAUUAUAACCCCGUUGUUUACGCCAAGUUCUCUGGAAAGAAGGAAACUGCCGGCAAGAAGAAACGCAUUCUGUUCUAUGGCCACUAUGACGUGGUACCAGCUGACAACAACAAUGGAAAAUGGAGCACGGAACCGUUUACUGCUAAAGGCACAAAUGGUUUCCUCUACGGCCGUGGUGUAAGCGAUAAUAAGGGCCCGAUUAUAGCAGCCCUUUUUGCUGUGACAGACUUGAUGCAAGCGAAGCAGCUGGAAAACGACGUGAUAUUCCUCAUUGAAGGAGAGGAAGAAUUCGGAUCUCGUGGUUUUGGCAACGCCGUCAAGCGUAACAAGGAGCGGAUCGGCCCUAUUGACUACAUCUUGCUUGCCAACAGCUACUGGUUAGAUGAUGAAGUGCCUUGCUUGACGUACGGCCUGAGAGGCGUUUUGCAUGCCACUGUGUGUGUUGACUCGCCCCGUCCUGAUGCGCAUUCGGGUGUUGAUGGUUCACACAUGACGAAUGAACCACUGUCCGAUUUGACACAGGUUUUGGCAAAGCUCAAAGGCAAAGGAAACCGAGUCCGUAUUCCAGGUUUUUAUGAAGGUAUCCCGUCCAUCACCAGCGACGAAGAAGCACGCUUCGACGAUAUUGCAUCAGUAUUGUUGCGGAGGAACAAAUCAACACUCACCAUUAACGACAUCAAGGAGUCCAUUAUGGCGCGAUGGAGAGAGCCGAACCUAACUAUUCAUCGCUACAAGGUGUCUGGCCCUGAUGGCAGUCUAGUGAGCAGCCACGCCAGCUCUCACAUUAGCAUGCGUUUAGUGCCUGGUCAAGAAGCCGACGAUAUUGCCAUUAAGCUUCAAAAGUUCCUGGCCGAGGAGUUUGGAGAUCUUGAAUCCCAGAACCAAAUGUCCAUCAGCAUUGACAACAAAUCUGAGGCAUGGCUCGGCGAUCCUACGAAUGACAUCUUUCGCAUUUUGGGCGAGGCCAUCGUUGAAGCAUGGCCGGAUCGCUUUGAUGCGUCUCCCAAGUCUGGCAAGCCUAAGCAGCCAUUGUAUAUCCGAGAAGGAGGAUCCAUCCCUGCCAUUCGAUUCCUGGAAAAGGAAUUCCAGGCACCGGCGGCCCAUUUACCGUGUGGGCGUGCCAGUGAUUCGGCGCAUCUUGACAAUGAGCGGAUGAGUGUUGUGAAUUUAUUAAAAGCGAGAGAAAUCUUUGGCAAAGUGUUCCAAAGGCUGUAGAGCAGAUGCUGUGUAUCAUAGAAUAGAAUGAAUCUUAUUAUUAUUGUUAUAUGUUCAAGGCAUUCCAUUAUACUCUAUGAAGUGGGCUGCCGGGCCGAUAUGGCGGCGCUUUGUCG